Molecule: messenger RNA, 2536 nt
Organism: Tripterygium wilfordii
Lineage: Eukaryota; Viridiplantae; Streptophyta; Magnoliopsida; Celastrales; Celastraceae
Product: QWRF motif-containing protein 2-like
Exons: 6
Coding region: 272-2158 (628 amino acids)
Biological process (GO): centrosome cycle; spindle assembly
Cellular component (GO): nuclear microtubule; centrosome; cytoplasm
Molecular function (GO): microtubule binding
Source: RefSeq, a predicted model, not a curated record
UAACAACGUCUCUCUAACACCAAAAACCCAAACCCCCAAAACAAACUCCAUUCCCAAAUCUUCCCUUUCACCUUCUCUCUCUGAUCCCUUGUAGCAAUUCUCUACUGCUGCUACUGAAAAUGCAGAAUCUUGAAGAAACAUUUUCUGGGUUUCUCAUAUCUUGCAGGUUUUGGCUAUGAAAGGCACGACUUGACCAUUUGUUUAUGGAGGGGAUUAGGGAAGGCACUGAACCCACUUCAAUGUGAGGGAAUAAAGCAGAGCUCCGACGAUAAUGUUGGCUGCCAUUCCCGAACCAGCUUCCACUGAAAACCCAAAAAGGCAUCCUCUUUUGCCUUCCUUAGAGAAAGAGCGAAAUGGGUCUGUACCAACAAGAAAACCUAGAGCUAAACAAGUCCCUUCCAGAUAUCUUUCACCUUCUCCUUCCACUUCCACUUCCUCCACUACCUCAACAACCACCACAACAACUUCUUCCUCUUCUUCUUUUUCGUCUUCUUCAAGAAGGUUUCCUUCUCCUCUUUUGUCACGGUCUACGAAUGCUGUACCUUCCCCAACAGCUUUCCCGAAGCGUUCCCAAUCGGUAGACCGGAGGCGGCCGGUCUCUGCGACGCGGCCGGUGACUUCUCAAGGCAAUGCGGGCGCAAAUGAAUUAUCUAAGGCGACGAAGAUGCUGGUCACUUCCAGCAGAAGCUUAUCUGUCUCGUUUCAAGGAGAGGCUUUUUCACUCCCGAUUAGCAAGGCCAAGACAGCUACAACCCCCAAUUCGAACAGGAAGCCCACCCCUGAGCGGCGCAGAGCGACCCCAGUGAGAGAUCAGACCGAGAAUUCGAAGCCCAUUGAAAAGCAACGGUGGCCUAGUAGGUCCCGAGAAAUAAAUUUAAGGACGAACAAUGUUUUGUCGAGGAGUUUGGAUUAUAGUGGAGAUAAGAGUAAGGUAAUUGGGUUUGGAUCUGGGUUGGUGGGUAAAUCUUUGCAGCAAUCAUUGAUUGAUGAGAGUAGUAGGAGGUUGAGCUUGGAUUUGGGUAAUGUCGAGCAAAACAAAGAUGGGAAUUUCGUGCAUGAAUCUGAUACUGAUAGUGUGUCCUCUGUUAGUGCCACUUCUUGUUUUCAAGAAUGCAAUGGCAAUGGGGUUUCGAAGGACAAGAAUGGUUCCUGUGGCAUCGUCGUUUCUUCUAGGUUUUGGCAGGAGACAAAUAGCCGCUUGCGACGGCUGCAGGACCCAGGAUCACCUUUGUCUACAAGCCCCAGUUCCAGGGUGGGUAUGCAAUCAAAGGUUAUUCAGUCCAAAAGGUUCAGUAGUGAAGGUCCACUGGCAUCUCCGCGGAAAAUAGCUUCUCCUGCUAUGGGAGCUACAAGACCUGCUUCCCCAAGUAAGCUUUGGGCUUCCUCAGCAUCUCCUUUGAGAGGGCUUAGUCCUGCUAGGGUGAGGAAUGCAGUCGGUGGAUUGUUGAAUGUUAAUUCUAUUAACACUCCUUCCAUUCUCAGUUUUUCGGUUGAUGUAAGGAGAGGGAAAAUAGGAGAGGAUAGAAUUAUAGAUGCACACCUGUUGCGGCUUUUGUAUAACCGUUACUUGCAAUGGAGGUUUGCAAAUGCAAGGACAGAUGCUACCUUCAUGGUGCAGAGACUGAAUGCAGAGAAAAUUUUGUGGAAUGCAUGGGUAACAACUUCCGAACUACGGCAUUCUGUGACUCUUAAAAGAUUCAAGUUAAUGUUGCUCCGGCAAAAGUUGAAGCUAGCUUCAAUUCUCAAGGAACAAAUAAACUAUCUAGAAGAAUGGGAUCUUCUAGAUAGAGAGCACUUUAGCUCUUUGCAAGGAGCAACCGAAGCUUUAAAGGCCACCACUCUUCGUCUUCCAGUCGUUGGAAAAACGACAGUAUGUGCCGCGGACAUCCAAGAUUUGAAGGAUGCUGUGGGUUCAGCAGUUGAUGUUAUGCAUGCAAUGGCAUCCUCUAUAUGCCCUCUAUCAUCAAAGGUGGAGGAUAUGAACACUUUAGUGUCCGAACUCGUGAAUACAACUGCGAAAGAAAAGGCUUUGCUUCAGCAAUGUAAAGAUUUCUUGGCCUCAUUAGCAGGCAUGCAGGUUAAGGAUUGUAGCUUGAAGACGCAUAUAAUACAACUGAACAGUGUACCAACUAUGAGCAAUCUGACAACACGUGUGUAGAACUGAUCUUACUUGACACAUUCACGCUAAAUGCUAACAUCAAUGCCCAGCCCUUUGUUUUUCCAACGGGUGGUGGCGCUCUGGAGGUAAUAAGAAUGGAUUUAUCAUAGCUAGCUUUGGUUUUGAAAAUUUGGCAGGUUACACCAUUCCACGACGUGUUUGGUAUGUGUAAGUUUUGAAGAUAACCGGAUGUGGCCCUGCCCGCUAGUUAGCUUUAUACAAGUUACUCUUCUCGCAUUUGCAUGGAAAUUUAAUGCAUGUAUAGUGUAAUGUGUUUUUUUUCCCAUGUUAACAUGUUGUAUUGCCAUGAGUGAUUGUCAUUGAAUCAUAUGAUGAGACCAAUGCAAUUGCUUUUCUCGAGUAUAUUUUGUUUAUAAA